This is a messenger RNA of Punica granatum (pomegranate), 1458 nucleotides long. Lineage: Eukaryota; Viridiplantae; Streptophyta; Magnoliopsida; Myrtales; Lythraceae. The record is from RefSeq and is a predicted model, not a curated record.
UUCCCACUGCACCCUCUCCAAGAAAAAGCAGAGAAUCUCUCUCUCUCUCUAUAUAUAUAUAUAUAUAUCCAUAUUCUCAUUUUCAUAGGCUUUCUCAUUCACAUUCCAAAGGCCCUGCUUUUCUUAAGCGCAGCCUCACUGAGCUUCACCGAGAACUCCAGUUCCAACUUCCAACACAGACAGAGGCAGAGGGAAUGGGUGGUUUCUAUCAGCUGCUGCUGUUCCUACUCAUCCUCGGUGCUCUCGUGCCCACGUCAGUGCCGCUGGGCUUCACCUGCACCUCCAAGGGGGCCAAGUGCCAGGCCCUGGUCGGGUACGCCCCCGCCAACGCCACCACCUUCUCCGUCCUCCAGAAGCGCUUCGCCAUCAAGCACCUCCGCUCCCUCCUCGGCGCCAACGGCCUCCCCCCGUCCAGCCCUGCCAACACCACCGUAGCCGCCGGCCAGACCGUAAGGAUCCCCUUCAACUGCUCCUGCGGCUCCAAUGGCACGGGCGUCUCGUACAAGCUGCCCCAGUACAAAGUCCGCAGCGGCAACUCUCUGUCCCAAAUCGCCACGGCCGUCUUCUCCAACCUCGUUACAUCCACGGACAUACAACUAGCAAACAACAUAAGCAACCCGGACCUAAUCAAGGCGGGGCAGAGGCUGUGGAUCCCGCUUCCCUGUAGCUGUGAUGACGUAGCUGGCAGUCGGGUGGUUCACUAUGGUCACGUGGUGGCUUCAGGGAGCUCGAUCUCCACCAUCUCUGAGCAGUUCAACGUAUCGCAGGACACGGUCAUGGCGAUCAAUGGGAUUGCCAAUGCCAAGGACCUGAAGGCGGGCCAAGUUCUCGAUAUUCCACUGAAAGCUUGUUCAUCCACAAUAAGGAACGACUCUCUCGAUUCUUCCCUGCUUGUCCCCAACGGCAGUUACACCUUCACUGCCAACAACUGUGUCAAGUGCAGCUGCAAUUCGGUCAAUAACUGGAUGUUACAAUGUCAGCCCUCUGGCAUCAGACCAUUGAGCUGGUCGGUCUGCCCCUCAAUGCAAUGCGGGGGCACGCAGUUGUACAUUGGAAACACGACAUCAACUGGUUGUAAUACAAUCUGCACUUAUGCUGGGUACACGAACCAAACAAUACUGACCACUACUUCCACAGAUUCCACCUGUGCAGCUCUCAGUGACGACGCUGCAAAGAUUGGAUUGCAAGUAUUCAGUUGGAACUCCGUGCUGGUCUCGAUUUUGAUCCUGCAAAUUCUCUUCCACUUUCACUGAAGAUGUUUUUGCUUUCUUUUUGGAAGUCUCCCCUUGUAGCUGUAUGUUCAUUUACUCGGACACGCUCACAUGUUUUAUCUGAUUCAUUUGAAUGCUUGAGUAGAAACAAUAACUAUAAGAUAUGAUUAGCGACAUUGAGUUGGAUCAACAUGCUGAGAGACAUCAGAUUGCAUUGCACGCACAUGAACCGAUCAUGGUUAUGAUU